AUGUCUUCCAUUGGUGAACUUGCUUGUACUUACGCGUGUUUGAUUCUUCACGAUGAUAAUAUUUCAAUCAAUGCGGAGAGAAUUGGUACACUUAUAAAAGCAUCAAAUUUAAAGGUGGAAUCGUACUGGCCAAGCCUUUUCGCAAAACUUUGUGAAAAGAUGAAUGUUAAUGAACUGAUCAUGAACGUUGGUACCCCAACUUCUAACAACGAUGUUGCCGCUCCUCCUCCAACUACUGAUAACGAUGCCUCCACUGCACCUUCCGUCAAUGACAAGAAGAAGGAGGAAAUAAAAGAAGAGAGUGAUGAUGAAGCCAUGUUUAGCUUGUUUGAUUAGGACUCAUAUCAUCAGCGACUUAAAAGUUUUUGGCUUUUUAAUUUGAGUUAUUUUAUAGAAUUACGGUAGAAUUUAAGUAUUUUGAAUAAUGUUACCUUGUUAUAUCGAAAGACUUAUUUAGUUUUGUUUUA
Messenger RNA from Solanum stenotomum, 467 nucleotides. RefSeq names its product 60S acidic ribosomal protein P1-like. Gene Ontology annotation, molecular function: ribonucleoprotein complex binding; protein kinase activator activity; structural constituent of ribosome. The transcript has 3 exons. The coding region runs from base 1 to 336 and encodes 111 amino acids. The record is from RefSeq and is a predicted model, not a curated record. Gene Ontology annotation, cellular component: cytosolic large ribosomal subunit. NCBI's taxonomy places the organism in Eukaryota, Viridiplantae, Streptophyta, Magnoliopsida, Solanales, Solanaceae. Gene Ontology annotation, biological process: cytoplasmic translation.